AACAGUCAAUAAGACCGCUGCAAAUUUUCUCAUCCGAUAAAUCCCACUUGGAUACAUUUUUCCGAAUGAUCUAUCCACUUCUGUACAUCAUGCUAUCGAAUAUAGACCACUAUCUUCUUCCCGUAAAACGUUUAUGUUGGCCCAUCGGAAUGUGGCCCGUAAUAGGUCCAGGAAAUUUAAAUUCUGAAAGACGUAUUUCUGAUUUACGUUCAAUUAUUGCUUUGUUCUCGAUAUUGAAUAUCGCAGUGCCGGAGCUUUUAGCGAUAAUUUUCAGCGGUGGAGAUUUAGCGGUCGUAUCACGCAUCGGUUGCGUUUUUAUAGCGGUUGCACUUAUGGGGUACAAGCUAUUAUACUUGAUGCUGAAGAAAGAAAAAUUCACUCACCUCUAUUCGAUGAUUAGAGAACUAUGGGACGCCUCUAAGGAACCGGAAGAGCGGAAAAUUUACGAAAAAUUUGCUUGGCAGGCUAGAACAUUUACGAUUCUUUUUUUCUUUUCCGGUUGUGGCAUCAACAUUACAUUCACCGUGGCAGCUGUUUUAAAUUGGAUAAAACAAUCAAAUUCUCAAAUGCGAGAUGACGAAGACUCUGAAAUACAAAGACAGCUACCGUUCGAAGUGAGUUAUGGGUUUGACAUCGAGUCUUCGCCAAACUUCGAGAUAGCCUUUGCAUUUCAAAUAUUGACCUCGAUUCCGUGUUGCUUCGCAUUCAUAGGACUCGACGCAUUCAUGUUGACCAUAAUACAUCAUGUAUCAGGACAAUUUGCUCUGCUGCAAUUUUGGUAUAGCGAUUUCAAGUUGGUGAACAAACGAUCAGCAAAAACGAAUAUUUCGCACCUUAUCAGAAGGGAUCUCAUGAGAUGCUUCCAACACCAUCAAAAAAUCAUAAGGGUGGCGGAUCAAAUCGAAGAACUUUUCAGCCCUCUUAUUUUUGCGCAAUUCAUUACGAGCGCUGCUGAAAUUUGUUUGAGUGGGUAUGCAGUGACCACUGGCUUUGACCAGAAAUCUGAUUUAAUCAGGUUUACUAAUUACCUAUUUUGUAUGACCGUUGAAUUGUUUGCAUGGUGUGCGAUCGGAGAAACAUUGAUGAAAGAAAGCGGAUCCGUAGGUGAUGCCGCUUUUCACAACUUACCAUGGCAUAUGUUACCCGUUUCUGCUCAACGAGAUAUUAAAUUCGUCAUUGCAAGAACACAAAAUAAUUGCUGCAUUACAGCAGCUCGUUUUGGCAUAAUGAACCUUGAGAAAUUUGGACAAAUCCUCAGUUCGGCAGCCUCCUAUUUCACACUUCUUGUACAACUCAAACAGUAGAAGGCAUCAUCGAUCGUUGAAAUCAUCAAUUGAAGAUCGAAAAAAUUCGUCAUGACAUUUAAAAACACGAUUUUUAAUGUAUAUUGAAGUAUUCUUGUCAAGACUCGUAAUGCUCGUAGCAAUUGAUGUUUAAUAAUAAAUCUGCAAAGUAAAAUA
This is a messenger RNA of Athalia rosae (coleseed sawfly), 1460 nucleotides long. RefSeq names its product odorant receptor 13a-like. Lineage: Eukaryota; Metazoa; Arthropoda; Insecta; Hymenoptera; Athaliidae. Gene Ontology annotation, molecular function: odorant binding; olfactory receptor activity. Gene Ontology annotation, biological process: sensory perception of smell; detection of chemical stimulus involved in sensory perception of smell. The record is from RefSeq and is a predicted model, not a curated record. Gene Ontology annotation, cellular component: plasma membrane. The transcript is spliced from 4 exons. Bases 66 to 1304 code for a protein of 412 amino acids.